CUAAUACUUCCUCCCAAGAUACAGAGCAUCACUUAUGCCGCACAUUCGUUAACUCCUCUCUUCUCCUCUCCAGUCCCCUUCUUUCUCAUUCUCACUGUCUCAGUCUAUUAGUUUCGAAGGACUUUCAGAGGAGAAAAGAAACUGGUAACCUUUGUACUCUUUUUUCCUCAUAAACCUUCAAAGUCGCCUACCCACUCAUUCGCUUACACCAAUCAUGUUCAACCCACAAGAGAACGAAGCUCCACAACAUCCACUACAGAACAAUUCAAAACCUGGUCCAAAGGGAGCUUAUGAAGUGAGGAGAGUGAACAAUGGGUUGUACAUUAGGGUGGACAUGCCUGGAGUAGCAUCAUUAGAUGAUGUGAAACUCAACAACAAGUCUGACAAACAUUCUAUUACUUUCUAUGGAAAAGCCCCAAUGCGUGAGGGUUGGCCCCUUGACGACUCUCAAAGAGUUUAUGCAGGCUCCAUUUGUCUUGAUCGUGAUCCUGACUUAAUUCCUAUUGAAAAGACUUUCAAGAAUGGAUGUUUAAGGCUCUUUUUACCUGCUGCAGAUGGAAACCUUUGCUUCCUUACUAAUCAAGAAUCUGGACAGAGCCAAAAUCCUGCUGAUGAGCAAGUUCAUCAACCUGACGUCAUUAUAGGUGGAUUGGUUUGUGUAAUUCCUUAUAAGCCUGAUUGUGGCUGCUGCAAAGGAGGACAUUCAGAUAUCCAAGAAAGAACAUGCACCAAAGAAAUGUCAUUCAUUAACCCAUGUGUACUGCAGGGGGUUAGAGGUGUAUAUGAAACAAAAUUCCUGCAAGAAAAGGAAGGAGAUGAUGGGUGGGGGAUGUACUUCAGGUUUGACAUGCCAGAUUUCAGUACUGCAAGAAUGUGUCAAGUGAAGGUGGAGAAGAAACGUUGUAUAAUAUUUGGACCAAUGGGCUCAAAAGAGUAUCCUCUCGACCAAGGAGGCCGGUCUUACUUCUGUAAACUGACCUUAUGCUGUGAUUGUUGCUACUUUCUCUCAGAGAAGGCCGUGCAUGAACUUAAAGACGGUGUUAUGAGAAUGUGGUUUACAAUUUUAUCAAAGCAGAAGAACAAUUCUUCAUCAGCAAAGCGUGUGAGAAACAACUCUCGUCGGACCUAAUCUGACACCUUUGAUGUUGCUAGCCGCUGGGGAUUUUGUAUUGUAUGGCUGACCAAGAAAUCAUCUCAUCGUUACGUUUAACACUAAUGCAUGCGAGAUAAUAUCACAACUUUAAAUUGUUUUAUUGCAACUAAUGACCAAAAAUAAUUUAAUAACUUGAAAUAAAAA
Molecule: messenger RNA, 1297 nt
Organism: Spinacia oleracea (spinach)
Lineage: Eukaryota; Viridiplantae; Streptophyta; Magnoliopsida; Caryophyllales; Amaranthaceae
Exons: 7
Coding region: 215-1129 (304 amino acids)
Source: RefSeq, a predicted model, not a curated record